Molecule: messenger RNA, 234 nt
Organism: Heterobasidion irregulare TC 32-1
Lineage: Eukaryota; Fungi; Basidiomycota; Agaricomycetes; Russulales; Bondarzewiaceae
Exons: 2
Coding region: 1-234 (77 amino acids)
Source: RefSeq, a predicted model, not a curated record
AUGCACUUCCUCUAUCGCACCAUCUCCAUGUUCUCCCUCCUCAGCAGGCUCAACCAACUCAACCGGGACAAGACCAUCGUGUACCUCAUGCAAAGCAGGAGCUUUGAUGGUGGGUUCAGGAGCAUUGCUGGCGCGGAGACUCACAUCAUGCAAGUGCACACAGUGUUCAUGUGUACGGCUGUGCUCGCAAUCCUGGAUGGGCUCGUCAUCAUCAAUCUGCCCACACUAGGGUGA